GGAUUACAGGGUGCAUGCCACAAAUAGAGGACUUGCAGCUUCUGACGUCACUACGGAGCGCCCGCUCCACUGGAGUGUUCUGGAAGUGAUGUUCUCUAGUCUCCUCUAAGGACGCAGUGCCCUGCACAGCUGUCAUUGUCACCCAGUCCAGCAAGAGGACAACAUGCCGCGCGGCAGCCGCAGCACCUCCGGCCGAGCAGCUCCUAGGUGAGUGCCAGGGCUUUGUAGGUGCACACACAAUCAGGUCACAGCUCACAGGGCUUUGCGACAACUUACCGUGGGAUCAUGACACGGGAGCAAUAAGCAGGUGGAAUUCUGGCCCCAGGAGCAAUUUGGGCUCUCGGGGCUUAUGUAAGAUAAUGUACAGCUGACGGUGUGAUUGAGUGUGGGCACUCAAGUAAAACCACAUAGAGUAGUUUUAUGAUUUGGCAGUUUUUAAAUAAAUUAAAAAGUUGCUUUAACCCGUUGAGCGCCAGAAGUGUGCAACAAUCUUUGGUUUUGCAAUGUUUUGGGCACACUGCACACAUUUACAGUAUAUUUACAGAGCAUUUUAUAUAUUCAUAGUAUUUUGUGGACUUUUCGUCCACUCAUUAAAGGGACACUCCAGGCACCCAGACCACUACUGCCUAUUGAUGUGGUCUGGGUGCCAACUCCCAUCACCCUUAAAGGACCACUAUAGGCACCCAGACCACUUCAGCUCAAUGAAGUGGUCUGGGUGCCAGGUCCAGCUAGGUUUAACCCUUUUUUCUAUAAACAUAGCAGUUUCAUAGAAACUGCUAUGUUUAUAAUAUGGUUAAUCCAGCCUCUAGUGGCUGUCUCAUUGACAGGGGACCUGAGGGUGGGGGCACCCUCAGGGCACUAUAGUGCCAGGAAAACGAGUAUGUUUUCCUGGCACUAUAGUGGUCCUUUAACCCUACAAGUGUAAUUAUUGAAGUUUUUAUAAACUGCAAUAAUUACCUUGCAGGGUUAAGCCCUCCUCUAGUGGCUGUCUAUCACAAAAAUUUUGUCCAAGGUAAGUUUUAUGCCUUUUUUUUUUUUUUUUAUCAGACAGCCACUAGAGGGACUUCCGGCUCCUUAAAACACGAAAAGUGUUUUAAACAACACUAGACAUCCUCACGCUAUGCAUGAGGACCUCCAGUGUUGUCGGAAUCCCUAUAGGAAAGCGCGCCCGCGGCCAUUGCCGAGGAGGAGCGUGGGAAGAGCCUGACCCAGUGCCAAGGGACAUUGGUGCUGGAUUCAGGUAAGUUACUGAAAGGGGUUGGGAGGGAGAGCGGCACUGCAGGAUUCUGCACUGCUCUGUUGUCCUGGCACUGGAGAGUCCCUUUAACCUCUUAACGACCGAGGAUGGUUCAGGACCGUCAUCGGCAUUUUUGCCUUGCCGACCGAUGACGAUCCUGAACCGUCCUAACGGUCUUAGUUACUUACCUGAUCGCCGUCGUUCCCCCGGCGGCGAUCAGCGUGGCUCCGGUGUGGGGAGACUGCCUGCAGCCCAGACAGUCUCCCCACACUGAAUUAGGACCCCUGUGGCCAUGUGAUUGCUCAACACAGCGAUCACAUGGUCACAAUAGGUGUCCAUGUGUCUGCCUGCAGGGGGACUGCCUGUGCUGACAGGCAGUCUCCCUGCUAGUGUAAAAUCAAUAAAAAAUAAAUAAAGUUAGUGUUAAUAAAAAAAUAAAAUAAUUAUAUAUGUGUAUAUACAGACAUAUAUUAUAUCUAUAUAAUAUAUGUCUGUAUAUCAUAUAUAUAAUGCCAUACUAAGUGUAUUUUUAUAUUAAUAUGUACUUAUAUUAAUAUAAAAAUACACUUAUAAUUAAAUUACACACGUAUAUAUAUAAUAACUAUAUAUAUUGUAUAUAUAUAUUAUUAUAAAAUAUAAAUAAGUAAUUUAAGUUAAAUAAAUUUUUUUAAAAAUAAUAAUAAAAAUUUCAAAAAAAUUAUAUAUCUAUAUGAAAUUUUAUUCUAACUGUAUGUUAAAAUUAAUAUAUAUAUAUAUAUUUAUAUCAAAAUACACUUAGAAUGAAUUUGUAUAUAUAUCUAUGUAUAUAUAAAUAAAUAAAAAUAAUACGAAAUAUACAUAUGUCCAUAUACAAAAUUACAUAAAUAAUUAUAUAAAUAUACACGUAGACUACAAAUAUAUAAAUAUGCAUAUAUAUUUAAAUUCUACGUGCGUAUUUAUGUAAUAUUUUUACAUAAUUCAGUAAUUUUAUUGAUUGCAAUUUGAGGGACCUGCCUGCCAACCCAGGCCGAAAUUCCAGAUAAUUUAAUUUGCUAGCACUGUAUUUUACCCUGUAAUGUUCUACGACACCCUAAAACCUGUACAUGGGGGGUACUGUUUUACUCGGGAGACUUCGCUGAACACAAAUAUUAGUGAUUCAAAACAGUAAAACAUAUCACAGCGAUGAUAUUGUCAGUGAAAGUGACUUUUUUGCAUUUUUCACACACAAACAGCACUUUUACUGAUGAUAUAAUUGUUGUGAUACGUUUUCCAGUUUUUAAACACCAAUAUUUGUGUUCAGCGAUGUCUCCCGAGUAAAACAGUACCCCACAUGUACCGGUUUUAUAGCAUUUUUGAAAGUUACAAGGUCAAAUAUAUGGGUCAAAUAUUUUUACAAAUAUUUUUACAUUUUUCACACACAAACAGCACUUUUACUGAUGAUAUAAUUGUUGUGAUACGUUUUCCAGUUUUUAAACACCAAUAUUUGUGUUCAGCGAUGUCUCCCGAGUAAAACAGUACCCCACAUGUACCGGUUUUAUAGCAUUUUUGAAAGUUACAAGGUCAAAUAUAUGGGUCAAAUAUUUUUACAUUGAAAAUGGCCAAGUUGGUUACGUUGCCUUUGAGAGCGUAUGGUAGCCCAGGAAUGAGAAUUACCCCCAUGAUGGCAUACCAUUUGCAAAAGAAGACAACCCAAGGUAUUGCAAAUGGGGUAUGUCCAGUCUUUUUUAGUAACCACUUGGUCACAAACACUGGCCAAAAUUAGCGCUCAAUUUAGUUUUUUUACUUUUUUCACACACAAACAAAUAUGAAUGCUUACUUUGGCCAGUGUUUUCGACUAAGUGGCUACUAAAAAAGACUGGAUAUACCCCAUAUUGAAUACCCUGGGUUGUCUACUUUAAAAAAAAUAUGUACAUGUGGGGUGUUAUUCAGAGAUUUAUGACAGAUAAUAGUGUUACAAUGUCACUAUUGAUAAAUUUUAAAAAUGUAUGUUUUGAAACCGCAAUAUCCUACUUGUACCUAUAGCCCUAUAACAUGCAAAAAAGCACGUAAACACUAGGUAUUUUUAAACUCAGGACAAAAUUUUGAAUCUAUUUAGCAGUUUUUUCAUUCGCUUUUGUAGAUGAGUAAAAGAUUUUUCAAGUAAAAGUCAAAAAACAUGUAUUUUUUUCAAUUUUUCAUCAUAUUUUUUUUUUUUUAAAUUAAAAUACAUGAGAUUAUAUAAAUAAUGAUAUGUAAAGAAAGCCCCUUUUGUCCUGAAAAAAACAAUAUAUUAUUUGUAUGGGAACAGUAAAUGAGAGAGCGGAAAAUUACAGCCAAACACAAACACCACAAAAGUGUAAAAAUAUGCCUGGUCGCAAAUGUACAACAUCGCAAAAACAGUCCAGUCCUUAAGAGGUUAAGAUAACAACGACUUUCAAAAAGUACAAAAAUAUACAUUAAAAAAUGGUGCAUAGUAAAAUUACCUAGAUGAAAGUCUAAAAUAAAUUAUCAAACAAACUUGAGUGAUUCUCUGUGUUGACCAGGGCAGGACUGGAUUGGGACAUCAGAACCUUUUAAAGUAUUUUAUGCCACUUUUGUUUAUGGGACAGUAAUAUCUCUUUUGUGUAAACAGUUAUUGCUGUUAUUUAUCUGUAACUAUCCAUGUAUUAUGAUUUACUCUUUUGAUAUUGGAGAAUUUAUUCACUUAAAAAAGGAAUUGUGGAGAAAUAAAAAGGAGAUUGCAGAUUUUAGGUUAAAAAAGAUGGAGUUGGAAAAACAACUGAGCGUGAGAAUUUUGCCAAUUGCAAAAAAUUUCUGCCCAAAUCUUGCAAUUUCCUUGCCAGUGCUGCACAGGUUGAUAACCCAAGGUGAAUUCAAAGGGAAUUUCAAGGUCAAAAUAGCUAACGUGGAAAAAAAUCUCUACAUCUGCUUUGCUUCUUAUUUUGUCUACUCCAACCUUAAUUGUGAAAUUCCUUUGACUUUAUUUACUUUAGUAAAUAACGCUAAUAGAGUUUGUCCCUAGUUGUUUUACCAUGGAUAUAGUUGUUUUUCUUUGCCUAGGUCUGAAUAUUGUAUAACUUUUUAACUUUCUGUUUUUCUUUCCAGCCCUGCGCCCUCCCAUGCUCCUGCCCCUGUCCACCCACCACCUUCUGCUGUGUCUACAGCCCCUGCUGCAUCUCAGGGCCCUGGCCUUAUGGCCCAGAUGGCAACUACAGCAGCAGGGGUGGCUGUAGGAUCGGCAGUGGGGCAUGUGAUUGGAGGAGCCCUCACUGGUGCUUUUAGUGGAGGCAGCUCAGAGCCAGCUAAACCAGUAGCACAGGUGAGAAACAAAAUAUAAUAUUGUUAUUGUUCAAUAUAAUAUGUGGUAUAAUCAAGCCAUAUAUAUUGUUAUUUACAAUAUAGUAAACUUUGGUCAGCCGAUCCGUGAUCGUGUUUUUGUGAUAAUCACUGUUGCUUGUGCCCUCUAAAUGUAAACUUACUGCAAGGCUUAUACAUAAUUAAUUCUAUGAAAAGGCAUAGUUCGUGCAGGAUGUAAUUCAAGAUAACAGUACUUUUAUAUCUAUUGUACAUAGUUUCCCCCUCUCCCUGGGAUAUUUGUUAGUAGGCUGGUGUAGUCAGAGAACUAGUACUAGUUUCUGUCUACCUGAGUCUUCAUGGCACAUCUUCAGUGCAAUAUAAAUGCACUGGAAACAUCCCUGUCAUACAAUAGAUUAACUUAUUUAACAGUGAGUUGACAUUUAUGAGAGUUGAAUGUGUGGGUACGAGGGCUGUAUUCUGCUUAUGGGAGUUGUUUUUACAGAAGCUUGUAUAUGUCAGCAAAAUUGCAAACUUAACCCCAAAAUAGCUGAAUUUGAAAAAACAAAACAAAACAUGUCUAACUAAAAUCUUGUCCAAGGUAAGUUUUAUGCCAUUUUUUUUUUUUUUUUUUUUACAAAAAGAAACAUGUUUGUAUUAUUUAUUGCAAAAUCUAGGCAUAUAGAGGAACAGGGCAUCCAUAUUUAAUUACCAAGUUAAGUAAAACAGACCAGAAGUUUACAUUUUAGGCUGUGUCCAGCUGAAGUUAUGAAAGUCAUACUAAACUCCCACUUUCUCUUUUCUUUCCCCAUUCUCUCUCACCCCUUUUCCCAACUAUAUUUUCUGGAAUUUCUACUAUAUAUGGAAACCAUUGUGAUUGUUGUGCACACAUUGUUUCCUCUUAGAAAAUGUCUUUCUUCAUGUUUAACCCCUUAAGGACCAAACUUCUGGAAUAAAAGGGAGUCUUGACAUGUCACACAUGUCAUGUGUCCUUAAGGGGUUAAGAAAGUCUGUUAAACCUCAAAAUGUGUCUUUGGUGUAAAUAUUGCACCUUGUGGACUGAUUCUGUGUCAGAUGCAUUGUGUGCAGGUCUUCCGCUAUGUUAUUUUUUAAAUUGGGUUUAAAUGCACAUACAAUGUUUAUAUUUCUUAUUCAGUUACUAAGCCUAUUAUUCAUUAUUUUCCUUCUGUGCUUCUAUCACCUACAGGAACCACAAAGGCCCCCAGCCUCUCCUCAGCCACCUCAAUCACAGUAUGGUCCCUGUCACUAUGAAAUGAGGCAGUUCCUGGAUUGUGCUACCACGCAAAGUGAUCUGACCCUGUGUGAGGGGUUUAGUGAGGCACUGAAACAGUGCAAACACAACUAUGGUGAGAAGGGAGAUGAUUUAGGAUCAUGUAGCCAUGGGUUAGAACAUACAAACAGUAUGAAAGAUGUAAGGUUGUAGUGUUUUGUUAUAUGGUAAAAGUAUAGUUUAAAGGGUGACGAUCAUGGUAUAUUUAAAGAGCAUGCAAUCUCAUCAAUACAUUGUCCUAGCAGAUUUGCAUUUAGCAAGUGAAUAGAUUGGGAGAAAAACUUAUUUAAAAUAGGUCUGUCUCCCACCUGUCACUAAAUUCUUCAGCACAGAGUAUAUGUCAAAGCACUGACUGACAGGGGAGAGCAGAAGAAACCUCCCACAGGCAGUAUAUCUGCUUUCCAAGCAUAGCAGCCACAGCGCUUUGGUAUCACAGAGGAGGUUUGUAGGACAACUCAAACAAGAGACUAGGAGAACCACAGGUGAGUGUUACAGGAGGGUAAUGCAACCAAGCUGAGGACAUGGCGGUGCUGGAUUGGAGGUGAGUUCAUAUUUAUAUAGUUUACAUGGAAUAUAUCAUGUAUCAGUGAGAUAUUGUAAAUUCAGUGGAUUUGAGGGGAUAUAUGUUAUAUGUCCUGACAGGUUCACUUUAAGGGACAUAACAUUUUUUGAGGUAUGUAGUGGAGAAUAUUAAAAAACAAGUUGACUUUUUCUUUUUUCAAUUCAGAUAUUUUGGUUUAAGAAUGUUGUGAAUUGUAAACCACUUUGUGAAAUGUAGGUUAAAAUAGCCAAACUAUGACUAUAGAUAAGUAGGAGAUGUUUUUGCCAACUAGCUUUUCAUUUUUUACAAAAUGGAGUUUAGUGAAUAAAUACCUUAGUUAAUACUAAGUAGAGGAGGAAAUUACAGGAAUAAAAUGGAAUGUCAGCAGUCCAGGCAUGCAGGCUGAAAGUAGUAUGUGGCAUGGUGGGAAUGGAUUAGUGUGAAAACCUAAAUGGAAUAGACACAACUCGAAUGCUGAAAGACAAAUCGAGGACUGUUAUAGCUUGUGAGUUUAAUCUCUGAUUUAUGUUCUCUUCAGGGGUCUCAUCACUCUUGUGACAUUGCCAGUCCAGCCGUCGGAUUACCAGAUUAGAUACAAACAGAAUUCAUCACUUUAUCUACAACGCACUACAGCUUUGUGUCCGAUACCUACAGCACCACACAACGCGACAUAGCUUUGUCUGCUCGUAAUCCUUAAUUUACCAUAAAACAGAACUUUUAAUAAAUCUAGAUACUUGCUAUUUUAAGUAUUUAUGCUG
Molecule: messenger RNA, 7079 nt
Organism: Pelobates cultripes (western spadefoot toad)
Lineage: Eukaryota; Metazoa; Chordata; Amphibia; Anura; Pelobatidae
Source: the annotation of a GenBank genome assembly